Molecule: messenger RNA, 286 nt
Organism: Racocetra persica
Lineage: Eukaryota; Fungi; Glomeromycota; Glomeromycetes; Diversisporales; Gigasporaceae
Source: the annotation of a GenBank genome assembly
CAAUCCCAAGAACAAGAAAAAGAAUCUUCAACUUCGGACACGAGUGCUUAUUAUCAAUACUCUCAAGCUGUAGAAGAUUCAGAUUAUAAUUCUUUUCUCGCUCAGCAUGGAAAUGAAGGUGCAGAUUACACCAUAUCUGCUAGAUUCAAUACGCGAACGGGUAAAUUUCAGCGUGACCCGACCUUGACGCCGGAGAAAUUUUCGUCUGAUGCGAAAGCAAUCCGACAAAUGUCUUAUUUCUUUGAUUAUGAGAGUUUUGCUGAACAAAGAUCAAAGAGGAGCAAAG